UUAAAUCAAACCAAAUUUACCCGCACAAGUGAAACGAGGAAAUAAACGGGCAUAAAUAAGACAAUAUUUCCCAUAAUAUUUAGUGAAAAGUAGACAGCACUAUCUGAUCAGCUGGUUCACAGAGACAGGGGCUUGCUGGGAUAUAAACACAAGCGCCAGCGUUUCUUCACAUCUUCAAGAUUUGUACAUGUAGAUAAGGACAGGACACGUUCAUUAGCAGCCGGUGCAUGAAAUCACAUGGAGGUGCUCUUGUGCUCACAUGACAGUCUUAACCAUGGCAGGAGAGAUCAAUGAAGGCUCAGUUCCUGCCUAUUACAGGGAAGUAUAUGAGGCCAUCUGCUGUAGGACAGAUGAGAGAGUGCAGGUUGAAGUUUUUCAGCGGUUGCUCCACAGGACCGAUCUCUCCAAGGCGGUUUUAGGCCAGAUUGCUGAGCAUGUUGACUCCACAGAUGGAUUCCUGAGCAAGUUGGCACUCUACAAAGCGCUCGCUUUGAUUGCUCUUGCUCAGCAAGGAAAGCAACCAAGCCCCAAACUCCUGGAAAACUGCAUACAAGAGUUACCAAAACCUCAGCUCGGGGAGCCCAGGGACCUGAGGGCAUUAAGGAUGCAGCCAGCACAGGAGGACGUACUGACAUUGUCCCAGACACUGGACAAACUGCUGGCCCGAGACACAGUCCAAGUGGAGCUCAUACCUGAGAAGAAGGGCUUGUUCCUCAAACAUGUGGAGUAUCAGGUCACCAGCCAGCGUUAUAAAAUAUCAGUUUACCGACGAUAUAGCGAUUUUGAUGUCUUCCACGAGGUUUUGCUACAGAGAUUUGCCUACAGAGUGGUCCCAGCCCUUCCACCUAAAAGAAUGUUAAAAGGAGUCUUGACCUCUGUCUCUGAGCGUGAGUUCAUUGAGGGGAGGAGACGUGCUCUUGGCAGAUUCAUCAACUUGGUGGCAAGGCAUCCCUUCUUCUCAGAGGAUGAGUUGGUCAAGACCUUCCUCACCUUCAAUGGCUCCGAUGUUCAGACUAAGCUGCGUGACACUUACAAGAAAACGGGCGAUGAGUUCAUGACCAACAGAAUUGCAACCCAGGCAAAGGAAUAUCUACCCGCCGAUAUUCAGGCUCAGUUCUCGUCAAGCAGAGAGCUCAUUAGAAAUAUUCACAACAGCUUCCACAAGCUGCGGGACAGAGCAGAAAAAAUGGCGGAGCGCUCUAAGGAGAAUGCAACUGAUCUUCUCAUGUUUGGCAGAGAGCUCAGCGCGUUGGGCUCAGAUGCUUCGUCUAUUCCCUCCUUGGCCUCCUCACAAAGCACCUGGGGGACCCUGCGUCAGUCUCUGAAGAGUCUGUCUGUGGAGUUUGCUGUGCUGUCCGACAAAGCUUCUCAGCAGGGCAGACGGGAAGAGGAUGAUGUUGUGGAAAAACUGAAUCUUUUCUUGGAUUUGCUGCAAUCGUACAGAGAUCUCUGUGAGCGACACGAGAAGGGCGUGCUCCACGAGCACCAGAGAGCUCUGCACAAGUACAGUGUGAUGAAGAGGCAGAUGAUGAGUGCCACGGUGCAGCCCAAAGAGCAGGCAUCUGUGGAGCAGCUGGAAUCUCGAAUUGUUCAGCAAGAAAACGCCAUUCAGACGAUGGAGCUGCGGAACUACUUCUCCCUUUUCUGCCUUCAUCAAGAGACACAGCUUAUCUUCAUCUACCUUCCAAUCACAUCCCACAUUCUGGGGGCCUUUGUUAACUCCCAGGUCCAAGGACACAGAGAGAUGGGAGAGGUGUGGAAUGAACUCCAGCCAAAGCUUGGGUGUCUCUUUGGUGGUAAUAAUGGAUUGAAACCACCCACCUGAAACCUAAAAACACGAGGUGGAAGGAGAGAAACACUGCCGCUGACGAGGAUCACAAACUGGACAAUUACUCUCUGUGUGCUACAGAAAAGUGUUGAAUACACAAUUUUUUUUCCUUUUACAAAAUUGUCUAUUUGACAAUAUACAUUCCAUUUAAUAAGAGAAUUUUUUUACUGUAAAUGGGUUGAUCAACAAUCAUGUGAGUGGAAAAGACAGUGGGCUCAUGCAUCUACCAUUACAUGCUGCUUGAUAAGGAAAAGAAUAAAUAAAAUAAAGGAAAUUACUCUAAAUGUUAUUUUAUAAGGGAGCAGUCAGCAUGUGAGACUUGAAGUAUAUUCAUGCAUCCCAACUAAAACCCUAAAUCACGUUUUAUACACUAAGAUAGUUGAAAAAAAAUGAGUUUUACUUUAUUAAAGGAUGAGAUUAUUUUAAAUCUCCAGUCAUCAAGGGUUUUGGUUUUACUUACUGAAUAACUUUAGAACAAUGUAUUUUUGAUACAGAUUUUAGUUUAUAAGGAUAUGUAGCAGCAUACUUUAAAUUUUUAUGGACAAUUGUGCUAUUUCUCAUAAUGUUAAAGUGUUUACUUUUAUGUAGAGCAACAUAUCUGCCCUCCCCUUUUUAUUUCAUAAGCUAUUUUUGAAAGGCUUAUGCUCAAAGUAUACAACACAACAAAGGGGAAAUAUUGAGAUUUAUUGAUCAAAAACAACCUCUGGCAUUAGUGGCAUAAUGUCAACAGUAACACUAUAAGCUAUUGAUUCACCACCAAAGAUAUGAUAUAAAUUCACUAAAAUACACAGCUGUGCAAUAAAUCAUAUAACAGGAUUCUACACAGUUCAAAUUCAAUAAUCACUACUUUUUUAUGAAGAUUUUUGGCCAUAUCACUGUAAUAGAUGAUUAUUAUUCACAGUUACAGACAUGAUUGAAAUGUGUGUAAUGUGUAUCAGGGCAAAGAAGAUCUGGAUAUUGUUCACUUUAAAAGCUAUUAGACUUAAUGCUUUUCAGAUAUUUGGUGUAAAAACAAUGCACAUUUGUAUUUGUACACAUACAGUUUAUC
This is a messenger RNA of Morone saxatilis (striped sea-bass), 2876 nucleotides long. It is a transcript of the gene snx8a, whose product is annotated as sorting nexin 8a. The coding region runs from base 260 to 1825 and encodes 521 amino acids. Lineage: Eukaryota; Metazoa; Chordata; Actinopteri; Moronidae. Gene Ontology annotation, molecular function: phosphatidylinositol binding. The record is from RefSeq and is a predicted model, not a curated record. Gene Ontology annotation, biological process: retrograde transport, endosome to Golgi. The transcript is spliced from 14 exons.